Messenger RNA from Acanthopagrus latus (yellowfin seabream), 5359 nucleotides. RefSeq lists its product as uncharacterized. The transcript has 3 exons. Bases 52 to 4806 code for a protein of 1584 amino acids. Lineage: Eukaryota; Metazoa; Chordata; Actinopteri; Spariformes; Sparidae. Gene Ontology annotation, molecular function: aminoacyl-tRNA ligase activity; ATP binding; hydrolase activity. The record is from RefSeq and is a predicted model, not a curated record. Gene Ontology annotation, biological process: tRNA aminoacylation for protein translation.
UCUCUCUUUUCCUUUUCUUCCUCUCUAUCAAGCUGCCUCCAUUUCAACAGGAUGGCCCUUCUCGACUACCCUGUUCCAGAGUUGGAUGUUACGUUGCAAGAAGUGAACCGUGUCCUGCAGCUCACUUUGGGUCCCGACCGUUACCCUGAGUUCAAAAGUACAAUAGAACAGCAGAGGGGGCACCUUCAAGAGGUCCAUCAAAAGUUAGCAACUAUUGCUGCUGGCCAAGAGAACUGGGUGACAGAGCAGUUCAAGAGAGGUCUGCUGUCUGUUGCUGACCCCCUGCCCACCUCGACAGCCCUCCCUGUUGUACUUCUUCCUACCCAAGCAAAGAGAUGUACCCAGCUUGGUAGGGCGGCUGCUCUGCUCUGGGCAGCAGCUAAGCUGCACAGUGAGCCAUUGUUACUGGAAGGCAAUGUGCCAAUGGAGCGCACACAACAGUCUGAGGUAUUUGCUGCCAGCCGGAUCCCUGGCAGGAUCCAAGACAAGAUUACGGUCUAUCCAGAUAGCCUCCAUGCCAUCAUUACCUGCCCUGGAGGAGUGUUCCCUGUUGACAUACUGUGGCGUCCCAGCACUGGUGGGCCAAUUUCAGCUCGAUCAUUCAAUGACAUCUACGACCAGCUGGCUCAGGUGAUGGAUCAACCCAGAGCAGGAAAACAGAAUGAUCCCUCUGCCAUUUGCAGCCUCUCUGCUCAGGAUCGCAAAGCCUGGGCUGCCACCAGGGAUGAGAUCCUGGAGAAAGGAGGGGAUGCAGCCGCAUCACUGGGGCUCAUGGAGAGUGCUGUGCUCACACUGUGUCUGGAGGAGAACGAUGCACCCUCUGAACUAGCUGAUAUCCUCAAUGCAGUGAGGCUGGGAGGAGGAGGGGACAGUCAGACCUGUCUGAGAUACUAUGACAAGGUGGUGAACCUGGUGGUGUUCAAGGACAGCACAGCUGGGAUGGUGUUUGAACACAGUGCUGUGGAUGGAAUGGUGGCUGGACUUGUGACUGAGCGUGUGUACAAUCUGUCAGAAAGUGCUGACCUGAAUCUAGUCAGUGCUGACCCAGAAAAUGUGAAUGGGUCUGUCAAAGUAAACCAUGUUAAUUCUGUUUGUCCAACUUCCCUAAAGUUCCCCUUGCAAAGCAUAAAUACACCAAAACCGGGUCCUGACUUAAAAACAAAACACCCAGUUCUCACUUUUGAUGUGCCCUCUUAUCCUGAUGUCUUUUCUACUCUCAGAGGGCAGAGAGGCCUGUAUGAUGCCUGGAUCAACUUCUCUUUGCAGCUCUCCCUGAGACAGACUCUUGGGGAAUCUGCUGCCAAACACAUCUUUGUCACACCUACUCAUAUGCGCCACUACAAACAUGGCCGAUGUGAUCCUACAUACUCAGUCACCAUGCAUUCUCGUAAGUUAGUAGGUGCCUUGGCAUCUUGUGUUGGCCCAGAUAACACAAUCCAUUACACACCUGACCUCCUACACUUGUUCCAUCUUGCAUUUUUGGAGCAUAAGAGUCUCAUCAGAAACACCAAAAAUGGUAAAGGUGUCGGUCCCCAUUUAGCUGCCCUGCGUAGAUCAUUGGCAUCUGACAACCCAUUAAAGAAGUUCUUGGACCCCUUUGGGUGUCCAUCUGUGUACCUCACAGGUACAGAUCUGAUGGAGGGUGUUGAGUGCGGAGUAGGGAAUGUUUAUGCCCAAGAUCAGCUUGCUGUUACCUACCUUGGGAAAAAAGACAAGGUUCGCAUUGUACUUAAUGGAAAAGGGAGCUUUGCUCUGACACUGGAGAAGAUUCAAGAAAGCUUAAAGAAAAAUCUGAAGUUAGUGAUGCUUCUAGCUGUUAGAUAUGCCAUUGCAAGCCAAAUGGGAGCCCUGGAGUGUCAACUGAAACAGGGUCAAACAGAGAAAAUGAAUGGAGAAACCUAUCACGGUCCUGAGAGCCAAAACAGUGGCAAAACCAUUGUUGACUCCACCUCUGGAAUGAGCACAGACUAUACUCUGGUGAUCCAUGGUGGUGCUGGAGAAGAGAUGAUGCUGAACCCGGAAGUGAUCGGGGUUAUUGAGUUUGCUCUACAGACAGCCUUAACCCUUGGAUCCCAAGUGCUUCAACAAGGUGGCAGGAGUCUAGAUGCAGUUCAGAGGUCAGUGGAAGCUCUUGAGGACUGCUUCCUGUUCAAUGCAGGUAAAGGUUCUGUAUUCAACAAAGAUGGCAAAAAUGAAAUGGAAGCAACCAUUGUAGAUGGCAAUGCAAAGAGGUCAGGAUCUGUUGCAUGUGUGCAAAGUGUGAAGAACCCAAUAAAAGCAGCCAGGUGUGUCCUGGAAAAAAGCUCACACUCACUGAUUGUGGGAGAUGGGGCUGAAGAGUUUCUGCAGGGGUUUGAGGAGAAAGAGAAGCCAGUUGGGCCUGAGUAUUUCUACACUGAUAUACGUCACAGAGAGUUAAUUGCAAAGAUCAGUGCUGGAAACAACUCAAAAAACAAUCACCCUCAGACAGUUGGCGCUGUGGCCUUGGAUCGUUGGCGUGGGUUAGCUGCUGCAACCUCCACUGGUGGGUUAGUAGGAAAGCUGAAAGGGCGAGUUGGGGAUACAGCAGUUGUAGGGGCAGGAAUACAUGCCGAUGAUAAGGUGGCUAUUACCUGCUCAGGGGACGGCGAUGUAUUUCUGAGGCAAACAGUUGCACAGAAAAUUGCUAGUCUCUACCAUCACAAAGGCUAUAGCCUUAGGCAGGCAUGUAGAGAAGUGAUGGCUGAAGAUCUGAAUGGGUUCUGUGCAGGAAUCAUUGCCAUUGACACUAAAGAUGAUGCCAUCAUUGAAACAAAUGCUGGGGUGAUGUUUGUGGCUUCAAUGAUAAAUGGCAUUUCCCGAGCAGAGGUCCUGAGGCCUCGAAAGAACUUCUCUGAUGUUAUCUGGGAAACCGAGGAGCUGAUUGCCUACCUCAGCCCCAAACCCUGGAUCCCUGGGUCGACCAUUCUGACGAGAAAAACUCAUAGUGGGGCAAGCAGCAUCUUCCAGCUGGCUACACCUGAUUUUGUGGCAACGCUACAAGGAGCAAGAGCUGUGUCAAGUUUGCUAUGUGAGCGACUGGGGGUGCAGCGCUGUGCCUUGGUUUUCAAUCCAACCCCUGGACAGCCAGCACAAAUCCGAUUGCUCCCACUUCAUGGUCUUGAGCCAAAGUGGCAGCCCCAUCUUGCCAGUGAAGAAGAAUUCAACACUUAUGAUCCAGGCUAUUGCACCUCAAAAAGUGGCCCACGCUGGGAUGAUGAUGCACUGGCCCAGGUUCAAGCCAAAAUCAGAAAUGGUCUACCAACAGCAAAUGCUCCCUCUUGCUUUGACUUCUUUGGGGAUGCUUCCAAUGACAAUCUGUUUAGUCGUAUUGUGCGUGGAGAGCAACAACAAUGGAGGGUGUGGGAAGACAGUGAGCACGUUGCUUUCCUUACACCAUACCCAAAUUCUCCUGGACUUACUGUUGUGGUGCCACGCAAACAACUGCCCAGUGACAUCCUCAAACUAGAGGAAGCUGAUUACAAAGCACUGAUCUUAGCCAGUUACAAAGUUGCCCGACUACUACAAGAAGGAAUGAGAGCUCGAGGCAUUGCAUUGAUCUUUGAGGGGUUUGAGAUUGACUAUGCUCAUGCGAAGCUGAUCCCUCUGUUACCUUUACCAGAUGGCAUCAAUCCUGCUAAGCUGCAACCAGAAUGCUUCCAAAGCUACCCUGGAUAUGUGUCAUCACUGGAUGGCCCAGCUGCUGACCAUGAGGCCCUCAAAAAGAUACACACAAAAAUUACCCAGUGCAGGCCUCCUCGUUCAUGGGAAAACCCUCAGUGUCACCCCACACUCGCCAUCAAGAGCCAGUGGUAUCGCAACCUGUUCCAGAUUCAGAACACUCUUUUCCACAGCACAGUCGAAUAUUUCCACAGUUCCUGCCAGUACUCCUACGCUCUAACUCCUCUCACCACAGACACCAUCUCCUCGCCUAUGGGCCUGGGAUCUGACUCAGAGCCAGUUUCUGUUAAUCUGCUGGGCCAGGACAUCUAUCUGGCUGAUUCGAUGCAAUUUGUACUCGAAUACUUCCUUCGCUUCCAGGAGAACCUGCCAGGGACAUACUACAUAUCUCCCAGCUUUAGAGGGGAAGAUCCUGAUGCCACUCACUUGAACCAGUUCUACCAUGUUGAGUGUGAACUGUUGGGCAACAUGGACAAUGCCAUGUCCAUAGCAGAGGGAUACUUGGCUCAUCUUACAAAGUCCAUGUUGAAGAAGCACUCAGAAAUGAUCCUCAACACUGCUGGGACCCUUACACAUGUCACAGCCAUGCUAAGUAAGUUGGAUGGAAAAACCCCACUCCCAAGAGUUCCUCUAGACCAGGCCAUUCCCAUGAUGCCCUCUGCUGACUGCGUAGAAUGGGUCCAAGAUGGCCAGCCCCACUUUGGCAGAAAGCUAACACGCAAAGGGGAGCGGGUCUUGAUAGAGAAAUAUGGUGGCGCUGUUUGGCUGACAGAGAUGGACCAUCUAGGAGUUCCCUUCUACCAGGCAUAUGUGGAGGGCACUGGGCGUAGCAAAGCUAAGGCUGCUGAUCUUCUCCUGGGGCUGGGUGAGACUGUGGGUCUUGGUGAACGUCAUUCUACCCCUGAGAUCGUACAAGAGGCCUUGAGGCAACAUGCAGUACCAGAGCAGUCUUACAAAUGGUACAUUAACAUGCGGCAAGUGAAACCGCUCCUCACCAGUGGAUGGGGCAUGGGGACAGAGCGCUACCUGUGUUGGCUGCUUCAGCAUGAUGACAUCAGAGAUAUACAUAUCAUUCCAAGGAUGAAGGGUAUGAAGUACAUGCCUUGAUCAGAGGUUCUCUACAGAUUUUCAUGCCAUCAGAUGUGAUAUAAGGUCAACAUGCAAAAUGAAAGUAAACCACAAAGACACAUCAGUGAUCUAUAGUUUGGGACUUUCAUUCUCACCUAUGAUCUUUCGUGAUGUGUCCAUGGCUAGAAAAAAACUUCCUCUAGCUUAGUCCUACCUGACCCUUGAACCCCUUAAAAUAAAUGUUUUUGAAAAUUGAGUGUUUUGGCACAGCAAUACAAACUGGAGGAUUAUUGCAGAAGAGACAAAAUACUUUAAAUGUCAAGUUAAAAGUUAAAACUGAGGUUACAAAAAGGUAAAUCAGUCACUGUUAAAAUGUUAAAGCUCAGAUUGGAUGUCUUGUUUUCACAUCAAGUUCAAAAAGAAAAUACAUUAAACCUUUGUGUUCAACUUGAACUGUGUCAGUACCCCAAUUUCUUAAAAAUGUAUUAACAUUGUUGAAAAAAAUAGUUAGUUAAGGGGUAUAAAUUGAAUGAAUAAGUUCUUAAGAAUAUCUAAGGACAACAUAAUGGAAUACAUUUGUUAAAGUCAUCGA